AUGGGCAAAACACCGAAGAAGCGCGAGGAAUCUGCCUCACCCCAAAAGACCCCAACGAAGUCGAUGAAGAAAGCAUGGGCUUCACCAUCGAAAUAUUCAAUGAAAAGUCUCUUCGACAACUAUACCCCAUUGAACGAAUCAUGGGCAGAAAUCACAGCAAGUGAUGCAUCGUUGCUUGAAGAAUCCCCAAAAGAUUUGAUUGGUCGACGAAGAAAAGGCGCUCAACCCCGAAAAGCGCAAACUCGGCCGAAAUUCGUAAAAUCGAUCGAGUUGACUGAAGCGAUUUUGAGUCCAUCAAAUCGGAAAAGCGAACGAAUUCAACAAUUGCAAAAUGAGCAAUCGGGAUCGAGAAAGAGACACAUUUCGACGACAUCAACGAUCGCCGAUGAAGUGGGAGGAUCGCCGACAAAGAAACCGAAUUGUGAGACGAGCACCCCGGGAAAACCCAAGAAGAAGCUGCAAAAUUUGGCAGAACCCGCAUCACCGAGAAGCCCGCAAAUCAAAAUGAAGGACAAUUGGGAAGAACCGAAAUUGGGAUGGUGUACGGAUAUGAAAAUAUUGGAUAGAAGAUCGAGGGAAAUCGAGCGAGCAAAGGAGAAACCCGUCUAUCAGAAAUAUGCGAAUGAGGUGGCGAAGGGGCAACGACAAAAGGGAAUCCAUCCAAGAACGCCGAAUAAGCUCUUGAACUACUCCAGGAGAUCGUGGGAUGUACAGAUUCGUCGCUGGAAGCGUUCUCUCUACGAAUGGGCCGGCGAAGAGCCGAGUGACUCGGCGAAUACAUCAUUCUGUUGUUCGGAAACCGAUUCGGUGAAUGGUGAAGGAGAGGGAGAGAAUCGAGAAAAUAGAGAUGCACCCAUUCUCGCACAUCUUGAUAUGGAGGAUAUUGUUGUUGGUCGAGUUGACGGUCGACCCGAGGCUGAUCAAAUGGCGUCACUUUUGGGGAAAUUCGAUAUGGAUACACGAAAGGGUGAUGAAAGUACAUUGAAGCCGUUAAUGUCACAAAAUGAUGGUCCCACUGGUCCCACCGAUUUCUCAGCCGUUCAUCAU
Mesorhabditis belari is the source of this 1047-nucleotide messenger RNA. NCBI's taxonomy places the organism in Eukaryota, Metazoa, Nematoda, Chromadorea, Rhabditida, Rhabditidae. The record is from the annotation of a GenBank genome assembly.